GCAUGCACUUCCAUUCCCACCAACAUUGAUUCCAUAAAUACAUAGCUUUCUUCCUUAAUUUGAAAGUAAAGAAGCAAUACCAAGUACAAUCUCUCUACUUUCAGCGUGCUUGAUUUCACAUUUUGAAUGCAAUUUUCUAAAUUUUAGAAACUAGUAGUUAUAAUUUUCACGUCUUAAACGUGUGAUUCUUUCAUUUUCGAGUUUCUAAACCUCUUACGAGAACCAUUCCUAGUAUAUGUUUACUUGUGUUCCGGAGCUGGCUAACUCACAAUCACAAGAAUGCUUGGAGGAAUAUGUGGAACGCAACACGAGAGUGGUCACAGAGUUAUACAAAGCCCUAACCUCCAAAGACCCCGAGACGCUCCAUGGGCUUGUGACCCAAGACUUGGAGUGGUGGUUCCACGGCCCACCAUGCCAUCGGCACCACUUGGUCCCCUGGCUCACGGGCUCCUCACCCUCCUCAAAGGCUUUGGUUCCACAACACAUGGUGGGCUUUGGGCCAGUGGUAAUUGCUGAAGGGUUUGAUGAUGACCAUUUGGUGUGGUGGGUGCACGCGUGGACCGUCACUGCUGAUGGGCUCAUAACUCAGGUCAAAGAGUAUGUGAACACUUCCGUGACCGUGACUCUUUUAUCACAACAAGUGCUUCCAAAUGCUUCCAAGUGUCAAUGCAUUUGGCAGAGUAGGCUUUGUGAUGAAUCUGUGCCUGGACUUAUUCUGCCAAUCUAGGGUAUUAGAAUUAGAUGGUGGUUGGGUUUCAAAAGUUCACCAUGCCACAUAGUGAGUGGUGCAUGUCACGUAGUUUAUAUAUGUGCACGUAAUUGGGUCUAUACUGUGAGUGUGCUUGUUUUUGUGCAAUUGUGUGGGUUUUGUGACAUUUAGUAAUUGUAUGUUAUGCUAUGGUUUGGGGCUGUUGAAAUAGUGGGUGUUUAUAUAAAUAUUAACAACGUAUCAUCAUCUUUUAUUCUA
Molecule: messenger RNA, 967 nt
Organism: Glycine soja
Lineage: Eukaryota; Viridiplantae; Streptophyta; Magnoliopsida; Fabales; Fabaceae
Product: senescence associated gene 20-like
Exons: 1
Coding region: 236-727 (163 amino acids)
Source: RefSeq, a predicted model, not a curated record